UUAAAUCUCUGCAGCCUUGUUUUUGAAGAUCUGUCAUGGCAGUGAGCCCUAGAAAGUAGCUUGGCUUGUUAAAAAAUAAAAUUAUUUAUAGCCUUCUCUUCCAUGUAAAGACCAAAACUUAACUGUCUGCCAACUUUUGCCAGGGCAUUUUAUGAUCAUUAUUCCAACUACAGUCUGGGUUGGGCAAGUAUUUCUGGUUUUAUGUCUAAUCAGCUGAUGGUAGAUAAGCAUGGAGCAGGCAGACACUCUGGAUCCAAACUGCCUGGCCUGACACCAGAACAAGUCCUGGCUUUCCACCUUCAGUUUCACAUACAAGACAGGUAUCCUUUGCAUUUGAAGCACAAGACACUUGACGACAAUUCUUGAAUGAGUGCCUGGCUGCAUACUUGAAGUCAUGGCACUAGAAAUUGCCCUUGCAAGAUGAAUCACUUUUCCCGGAAGAGCUCCUCAGAGAUUCCACAGUUGGAAUACAGGCUGUCCCAGACAGACUCAUCAAAUAAUCUAGCAAUGGAUACCUUUUGGCUCGAAGUAGAGAGCAUCAAAGAAAGCACUGAAUCUGAGGCUGAUGAGGGCAGCCUUACAGAAGCCAAGAUUCUAGAAGAGGGCGAAGCCGAAGCCGAAUGGCUGCAAGAUGCAGGACUCUCUGAUCUAAUGAAGGACCAUGAAGAGAAUAGCAACAUUGUCCUGCUGUCCACUUUGACCAAGACUCAGGCCGCAGCUGUGCAGCGAAGGUUGGAUACUUAUACCCGUUCCCGACGGAAGAAAAAUAAGCAGCCUAUCCGUGAUGUCAGAGACAUUUUUGGAGUAGUUGAAUCUGGGGAGACUGAACCAGUGAUGGAGGCUGAAAUGGAUCGACCUCACCGCAGGUCUGCAUCAUCUAACAACCUUCAAAAAUAUCCAGUGGGAAUCCCGGACUUUCAGUCUCCACUGAGAGAUUCUGUGAGAGAAGAAUUAUUCAGCACUGAAGUUGCCUAUUCAGAGCAGGCUGCAAUCCUGCUCAAAGGAUCAUUCCCAAGGGAAACCAGGAGAAUAAAGGAAGAGAGCUGUUUGUCUAAGUUUAAGAUCCCCAAGGGGAGGCUAGGAGUAACCAGGACAGAAGAUCUGUCCCUGCAGGACCUGAAGAAAAUUCCUACCCUAGCACUUAUUGAACUAACUGCACUCUGUGAUAUUGUUGGCUUUGAGCUGAAAAGGAACAAGGCAGUUAAACGAAAGUCAUCAGACCACAAACUUUUUGGAGUUCCACUUGGCACUUUGCUGGAAAAUGAUCAAAAGCUUCUUUCAAACACCCGGGUUCCACUGAUUUUACAAGCGUUGCUUUCAUGUUUGGAAAAGAAAGGGCUGGAUACAGAAGGAAUCCUGAGAGUUUCAGGGUCACAGUCCCGCAUUAAGUGUUUGGAACAAAAACUGGAAAAUGAGUUCUACACUGGCUUCUUCCGGUGGGAUGAGGUGCAUCAAAAUGACGUCUCUGGUCUGCUGAAGAGAUUUAUUCGAGAGUUACCCACGCCUCUUCUGACAGCAGAAUAUUUGCCUGCCUUUGCAGCUGUGCAGAAUAUCCCAGAUUUGAAACAGAGGCUGCAGGCUCUCAAUCUGCUCAUACUGAUUUUACCAGAACCUAACCGAAACACCCUGAAGGCGCUGCUGGAAUUCCUCAGGCUGGUAGUUACCAAAGAAAGAAAAAACAAGAUGAGCCUUUGGAAUGUUUCCACUGUGAUUGCUCCAAACCUCUUCAUGCACAAGAGUUUGCCAAACAAGAUCCCAGAAGGAAAAGAGAAGCAGCUGGCAGAAGGAGCAGCAGAUAUUGUUCGAAUGAUGAUCCAUUAUCAAGCUUUGCUCUGGACUGUUCCUUCUUUCUUGGUAGCUCAAAUCAGAAAACUGAAUGAAAACAGCAGCUGGAAGUAUCAGUUCUAUGACAGGAGGAUCAAGAAUCUGUUAAGAAAGAUUCACGCAGACAAGGAAAAGACAGAAAAGAACAACAUUGAACCUUGCAAAAUAGUCAAAAUCCAGGCUUCCUUGUUCUUAAAAGACUCACUGGAAGUUCAUUUAACUCACGGAACAAAAGUAGCUGAUGUUCUGAGACAAUUCCAGAAAAACCUUGGUCAGAAUGGCUGGAACAUUGUCAGCACAGUCAAUAUAAUCAAAUGUAAUGGUUCAGUGGAUUCGAUGAACUUCCUACUAUAUGAAGUUGGCGGCAACAUAAAUGAACAUUGCCUGGAUCCAGAUACAUAUCUUUUAGAUCUGCACCAUGUUAACCCUCAGGCAGAAUGGAUUAUAAGGCAAACUCCGUCUUUCCCAAGAACACCUUAGGGAGACUGCUUAGUAAAAACAACAACAACGGAACCAAAAAUUUGUAUUAAGUUGUUUAAACAAAGGUGGAACGUUGGAACCAAGCACCAUAUGUUCAUGAAGAUAACAGUUUAAAUGGAGCAGUAGCUCCAAAAUUGGAAAAUUAGCAAUUCCCUUUGAAUGGUCUUUUGAGAUGAUAGUCAAUAGAAGGCGACAGUGUUGUAUGAUAAAGAUGGUAUAUAUCAAAGGAAAGCUGGUAGGAGAAAAGAAGAAUGGAAAGCAUUUGGAAAAACUCAUACAGAUAAUCUGAUUUUAAGAUUUGUUCACAUAGUAGCAUAUCUGCUGGUUAUCAGUGUUGACUUUUAUAAAGUGAAACUGAAUAUUUGAAUUAAGGCUUCUUGUACAACCAUGUAAUUUUUUAAAAAAAUAUUCCUAUUGCUUUAUUUCUGGAGAGUUUAAUUGAUAACCAGCUGCCUAGAAUAUAGGAGGAAAAUUGAUUAUUAUAGUGGGAGUUCUACCUAAAGAAUGAUUCUGUCCAAGGACGGGAUGAUCAUACUAUGCACAAGUAAUAAUUGUGAGUAAAGAAUGUCUUCUAUAAUGACUUUGAAUGUUGCAGUUAUACAUAGACGUUGUGUUUAUAUAAGUUCAGUUUUACAAUGACAUUUUAUUUUUUAAAAGAGUAUGUUCUAAGAACAUCUUCCUACUAGGUUACAAUAAACCAUCUCAGUAUUAUUGUUUAUAUAAAAUUUUAUCAUAGUAAAAUUGGAUUUCAUAUUGCUGUCUGUUUGUAAUAUAUUUUCUUUUGCAAAGACACUGAAUUAGAAAUUUCUUACACUGUCUUUUUUCCAAGGCAGUCCAUAAGAAUCUGAGCCAUAUAAUAAUUCAAUAUUGAUGCCUGUUUCUUUAAUAUACUUUUUUAAAAAAAUCACUUAUGGAUGUGUUUAGGAAAAACCUGUUGCAUCUGUCCAGGUUGUUUUCAAGAAAGCCAUGAUACUUCACUUGGACAUAAAUGUCCAUCUGAUACCAACUUUUUCAAACCACAUUCCAAAGCAAAGCCAUGUAUUAGUAACAAAAUUCUUUUUAUUUUGUAACUUUUGGAAAAAUCAUUUUGAAGAUUUAUUUUUAAUGCAUUGACUUGUAGCUAGUUCAUCUUGGAAAUUUGUUGGAUGAUAGAAUUGCAGAAGUUUGUUGAAAUGAUGCUGUUAAAAGUGGCAAUUUUAUGUAACUGCUCCGCUUUCUCAAUGUUUAAACAUCCUGAAACCUGGUACCUUUAGAUGUGUUGGACCUCAGUUUUCCAUAGACUGUCUUGGAAUUGAAGUCCAAAAUACACAUGGAAGGAAUUAAAUUGUUAUGAUUACUUCCAUUUAUCACUGCAGUUUCCUCCUCCGACAUCAGGGGUGUCAAACUCACGUCACGGCGGCAUCACAUGACGUAUCGGGACUUUUUUCCCCUUUGCUAAACUGGGUGUGGGCAUGAACAGCCCAUGACAGCCCUGUUCUAGAUAGUGAUAGUUCCUCCCCUUUCCCAAGAGCAUUCUAAUAGCAUACAUUGGACAGAUCAGGUAAGCUUAAGCAUAUCAAAGCCUAACUCAGCCUAACUCAGGCUAAUUGUCAACUAUAAAUCCCUUGAAUAUAGAUACAAAUUAUUUUGGAUACAUCAGAUGAAAUAGAUUCAUGCCAAUACAACAAAUCAUGCAGCUUGUAGAGCAUGCAGGUAGUCAAAUGGAAAAAAGAUUUUGAUCCAUCAUGAGAAACUCUGAGAUACCAAAAGUGAAUAGAAGGAGUUUACUUUGAUAUUCAUAAAAAUCUCAGUGCUAUAAUGAUGAGGCCAUACAUUUUAAAACAAAUAUUGCUGAAAUAGAUUCCUGACAUAAUAAUGAUGCUAUGAGUGUUAUAGAGGACACACCUGUAAUAUGUAAGGGAAAACACCAUCCUUAAUUCUGCCCUAAACUUGAUUUUUAAAAGAACAUUUUGGUAUGUUUUGUGACAGUAGUUAAAUAGUAAAGCAUAAACUCUGCAUGUUUUAAUAAUGGUUUUUAUUAAUAUUUUAAUGCUGUGUUUAAAACGGUUAUACAAUAAAUAACUAGAUAUAUUUCCAAAAUUUUUC
Molecule: messenger RNA, 4389 nt
Organism: Pantherophis guttatus
Lineage: Eukaryota; Metazoa; Chordata; Lepidosauria; Squamata; Colubridae
Source: RefSeq, a predicted model, not a curated record